Molecule: messenger RNA, 510 nt
Organism: Humulus lupulus (European hop)
Lineage: Eukaryota; Viridiplantae; Streptophyta; Magnoliopsida; Rosales; Cannabaceae
Exons: 4
Coding region: 1-510 (169 amino acids)
Source: RefSeq, a predicted model, not a curated record
AUGUCGUUUGGGUUGACGAAUGCUCCUGCCACUUUUUGCACAUUGAUGAACCAAGUAUUCCACAUGUAUUUAGACAAGUUUGUGGUGGUGUAUUUGGAUGAUAUCGUGGUUUACAGCGCCAUGAUGGAAGAGCAUCAAGAAUACUUGGCUCAGGAGAGCAUCAAGUUCCUAGGCCAUGUUAUGGAAUGUGGCCGAAUUCGUAUGGACCUUGAAAAGGUGUGGAGACAUUACUUGCAGGGGUUGAAGUUUGUGGUGAAGACAGACAAUGCAGUGUUGUUAAUGGACAACAGCCACUAUUGCUCCCAAACAGUGGAUGAAUACCGCGGUUGGAACCUGCGAGCCUUUCACUUCACAAAAGACUGGAAGAAAACUACAGAGAUUGCUCAGGCUUAUUUAGAAAAUGCAUCGAAAAGAAUGAAGAAGUGGGCAGAUCAGAAGUGCAAACCAUUGGAGUUUAAAGCAGGUGACUUAGUGUUAAUCAAGUUGAGGCCUGAACAUUUGAGAUUCUGA